Molecule: messenger RNA, 517 nt
Organism: Lampris incognitus (smalleye Pacific opah)
Lineage: Eukaryota; Metazoa; Chordata; Actinopteri; Lampriformes; Lampridae
Gene: polr2k
Product: RNA polymerase II, I and III subunit K
Exons: 4
Coding region: 73-249 (58 amino acids)
Biological process (GO): DNA-templated transcription
Cellular component (GO): RNA polymerase III complex; RNA polymerase II, core complex; RNA polymerase I complex
Molecular function (GO): zinc ion binding; DNA binding; DNA-directed RNA polymerase activity
Source: RefSeq, a predicted model, not a curated record
CGCGAUGACGCCAGCAUGCGAUGGGAAGGAACGUAAACAGCUAGCAAUUAGCUUUCCUUAACCGAAUCAAUAAUGGAUACGCAGAAAGAUCUGCAACCGCCCAAGCAGCAGCCUAUGAUCUACAUAUGCGGAGAAUGCCACACUGAAAAUGAAAUUAAGGCCCGUGAUCCCAUCCGAUGCAGGGAGUGUGGCUACAGAAUCAUGUACAAGAAGAGAACAAAAAGAUUGGUGGUUUUCGAUGCCCGGUGAACAGGAGGGCCGCCAUUCAGAUCAUGUUUGUGUUUUUGUUAUGUGCUAUUUUUGCAGUGCAUGACUUUGUAAAUAAACAGGGCAGUAACCCCACAACCUUUGACCUACACCAGGCUUGGCCACACAUUUUUUAAUUCUGGUUACACGGGACUCUUUUUUUUUUUAAUAAAGCACCAUUACAUUAGUCAGUGCUGAUCAUUUUUUAUCCUGUUUUUAUCCUUUUAUCAUUUUUACCUGAUUGUGAUGGAUGAAAGGUUUAUGAUAAAAU